AUGGCGCGGCCGGAGGGGCCCCCGACGCUGCCCGAGCCGCUGCGGCGGCGGCUGGUGUCCUUCAGCAGCUCCGUGUUCAGCGACAGCCACCGCACCGCGCUCGGCGACGGCCCCCGCGCCCCCCCGGGCUUCCCGGGCUACCGCGCAGAUUGUGAAAUCCUUUCCAGUUUGCCACUGCAGAUGUCCCUCUAUUUCAAUGUUUAUUUCUUCCCAUUCUGGUGGCUCAUCACAGUUGCCAUCCUCUACAUGAAGUAUCCAGCCUUAUCAGAUUAUUACAAGUUCAUCCUGGUCACCAUCAUGAUCCUGGUCUCUCUGACAGAGCUCAUUCGACUCUACCUGGGAUAUGUAGGCAAUCUCUUGGAGAAAGUCCCUGAGCUGGCUGGGUUUUGGCUCCUGACUCUCCUCCCGCAGUUGCCUAUAAUUCUCUUCUUGCUAUUUAAUGAAGGGCUGAAAAUCCACUCUCUGGAGCGUGCCGUCCACAUCAUCUUCGCCGCCUUCCUCUGCUUCCAAGUGGUGGCGGCGUUUUUCGCCCUCAGGAGGAUGGUGAACACUCUGGCCACCCGCUUCCGCCUCACCGAGUUCCACCGCCUGGAGGAGCAGCGCCCCGCGCCCGGCCUGAGCAGCCUGGGCGGCUCCCGGGGCUGGUAGGGCCGGAGAUCGCAUCCCGAGCAGCUCCCGGGGCUGGUAGGGCCAGAGAUCGCACCCCGAGCAGCUCCCGGGGCCGGUAGGGCCGGAGAUCGCACCCCGAGCAGCUCCCGGGGCUGGUAGGGCCCCCAGGGCCUCAGGGGGUACCAAAGCCCAGCCCAGUGCACCCACAGUUCUGUUUCCGUUCUGCUGGGUCAUUCUUUGCCUUCUUGCCUCAGAGGUAUCAAAAAAAUAGAUCUCGCUCCAGAGCCAACAUUAAACCUCAGAGGAUGGAGCUCCUUUCUGCAAGGAAAAUCAAAGCCAAUUGCAUAACUGACCUGAGUGGACUGUUUGUGGACUGAGUAGAUUUAGAGGGUUUUACAAAGUUGUGGCAUUUUAAAAAAACCAGAAGCCUUUAUCCUCACUGUUUGCACAAAAUUCUUUUGUUUAC
This is a messenger RNA of Melozone crissalis (California towhee), 1075 nucleotides long. It is a transcript of the gene TMEM17, whose product is annotated as transmembrane protein 17. Gene Ontology annotation, cellular component: ciliary transition zone. Lineage: Eukaryota; Metazoa; Chordata; Aves; Passeriformes; Passerellidae. The record is from RefSeq and is a predicted model, not a curated record. The transcript has 4 exons. The coding region runs from base 1 to 648 and encodes 215 amino acids. Gene Ontology annotation, biological process: non-motile cilium assembly.